AUGGGGUACGAUGUGAGAAGAGUGUUGGUAGAUCAGGGAAGUGCUGUCGAGAUAAUGUACCCCGACGUGUACAAGGGGUUGAAUUUGAAACCCGAGAACUUGACAGUGUAUGAUUCCCCACUAGUAAGUUUCGAGGGGAAGACAGUUACUCCAAGAGAUCAGAUUAAACUGUCAAUACAGACCGGUUCGGAUGUGGUGGAAGUGGACUUCAUUGUGGUGGAUGCUUAUUCACCUUAUACGGCUAUUAUGGCCAGACCUUGGUUUCAUGAUUUAGAAGCCGUUUCUUCUACCCUCCAUCAGAAGGUGAAAUAUCCGUCCAACGGCCAAGUUAAAGAGAUUGUAGGGAAUCAAUCCAUGGCUAGACAGUGCAUGGUGACUGCCAUCUUGCAUAGGCCCAAUACAGGGUCCUCGGCCUCUACUAAAAAGAACUCAUAG
Molecule: messenger RNA, 435 nt
Organism: Quercus robur (English oak)
Lineage: Eukaryota; Viridiplantae; Streptophyta; Magnoliopsida; Fagales; Fagaceae
Exons: 1
Coding region: 1-435 (144 amino acids)
Source: RefSeq, a predicted model, not a curated record